Messenger RNA from Cryptococcus wingfieldii CBS 7118, 1410 nucleotides. RefSeq names its product endonuclease III. Gene Ontology annotation, molecular function: DNA-(apurinic or apyrimidinic site) endonuclease activity; oxidized pyrimidine nucleobase lesion DNA N-glycosylase activity. The record is from RefSeq and is a predicted model, not a curated record. The transcript is spliced from 3 exons. Gene Ontology annotation, biological process: base-excision repair; base-excision repair, AP site formation; nucleotide-excision repair. Gene Ontology annotation, cellular component: nucleus. NCBI's taxonomy places the organism in Eukaryota, Fungi, Basidiomycota, Tremellomycetes, Tremellales, Cryptococcaceae. Bases 1 to 1410 code for a protein of 469 amino acids.
AUGUCCCGCAGCCAUGGCCUCAAGGCGACACAGUCAGCACUCAACUCAAGCGUCAAAAUCAUCUCGGCAGAGCGCACCAACGAUGGCCAGGUCUUCACUUCCUUGAGACGGACCACACGAUCGGCCAAGACUGCUGCUGUGGACGAUGAGGAGGAGCUGCCAAAGAAGAGCAAGCUCAACGUCCCAAAAUACGAGUACAAACCUGCAACGCCCUCACCUCGCAAAAAACCAAGGCUCGAGGAUGCCAAAGCCGAGCCCGAUGUCAAGAUUCAGGCAUCGCCCAUCAAGAGGGUGGCAACUCCCCGAUCGACACCCAAGAAGCCCAUGCCCCAGACUUCUCUUGCAAAGCCACACCAAGCCCCUGCAAAGUGGGAAGAUCAAUACCGGCUCAUAGAGCACAUGCGGCGGGGCAUCAUAGCUCCGGUCGAUGAUAUGGGGUGCGAACGCCCAAGGACUGGAGCAAACGACGCCAAAACGUUCCGGUUCCACAUUCUCAUAUCCCUCAUGCUUUCUGCCCAGACCAAAGACGCCGUCACCUCUGCCGCCGUCUCUCUCUUGCACGAGACUUUGCCCGGCGGGCUCACUGCUGAAUCGCUCGCGGCAGCUCCUGCUGAGCAAGUCCAUGACUGUAUCAACAAGGUCGGGUUCUGGAGGCGCAAGGCAGACUACAUACAAGAGGCUGCAAAGCACUUACUGGAGAAAGAGGGCGAAGAGAAGGGUGACGUACCCAACACGUUAGAGGGGUUGUGCGAGCUCAAAGGUGUGGGCCCAAAGAUGGCGUUUUUAGCUCUGCAGUGUGCUUGGGACAUCAAUGCCGGUAUAGGUGUAGAUGUCCAUGUCCAUCGCAUAACCAACCGCCUCAAGUGGCACAAACCCCCAACAACCAACCCCGAACAAACCCGGCUCAAUCUCCAAUCCUGGCUCCCCGAGAAACUGCACAAGCCCAUCAACCCGCUCAUGGUCGGUUUCGGGCAGAUGAUCUGUCUGCCGGUGGGACCUAGGUGUGAUUUGUGUCUUCUUGGGCAGAGGGGUAUCUGUCCGAGUCGGGUAAGAGGGGUGACGGGGAAGGGCAGGAAAGACGUAGUUUUCACUUUUGGGGAGGUGGAAGAGGAAGGGAAGGAGGUCGGGGAGUGGGCGUGGGGUCAGACUUCUGAUUCUUUCCCCGAUGCUCUGAGGCCCAAGAAGGAGCCCAAAGUCGAGAUCUCAUACGAAUCUCUACAGCAGAUUGCCGAUCUAGAGCCACAGCCUCAGCCGAUUACGCCGGUGAAGAUGGAAAGAGGUGUGGGCCUAGAAGAGGCUAUCGAAGAGCCGGGAUUGAGAUCGCCGGAGCAAGUGUUGGAAGUGAUAGAUCAAGUUGAUGGUGUCACUGACAUUGGGGCAGAGGUGAAGAAAGAGACGGUGGAUUGGUAG